AUUUUAGGCAAGAAUCGGCGCUUGUCUGCGUUUCGUAACAAUCAUCGUGAAGACCGGCAUUAUUGAUUCUCAAGCCGCAUUUGAAGCUCGAAGUUGAAGGUGGAACUCCCGGUGUGUUGCUUUCAGCAUAGAGGCCCAGAAAUUUGAUACUAACUUGAGGUUCUUUUUUCAAUUGUUUUUUUUUGGCUGUGGUGAGAAAGUUCACGCACUCGUAAGCCUUUCUGUACUCAUCCCAACUUGAUUCAUCUGAUACGAACCAUACUAUGCUCCGUAGGUUACCUUGAAGUGAUACCGAAAAACCUUCAGUAUGGCUGUCCUAGCGCUUCCGUCGUAUCCUACCUCACGGGCGCGACAAUCACUCACUCCCUCGCAAGUGGCUUCCCUUAACCAGCUGAUCCUAUCAUCGUUGUCACAAUGUCGAGAUCUCCCAGUCGAGAGGAUAGAGACUUCAUCUGCAAAGACGUUCAUCUCAUCUUACGCCAAAGAUGUCACUUCUCGUGUUCUGCAGUCUCUAAUCUGGGAAGAUCCCAAAUCAAAGUCCGAGACGUCGAACAUGUCACAGAUCGAGAAAGCCAUCCACUAUCGAGUACUGCUACUUGCAGAGAAGGUGUCAGGAUCUCUUGACUUCCAAACUCUAGUCGAUUUGGGUGUUGCUUAUGGCUCAAGCAACCCGAAGCGCCUACGUACACUAUUCUCAUCGGCCUACUCAUCGAACUCCAAGAAUCUGGACGCCCAGGUCUCUUCUGAGGUACUUCCAGCCUUCACCUCCUUCCUGGCAUCUUCCACGCAAGGCUUGUAUGGUAUCCGAAAGCUUUCUCACAUCAUCCUAUCAUGCCUUCGACCGGCACCAGCUCCUCUCCAGCUUCUCUUCGCACGAGACAAAUCAUUCAUUCUUGCCCUGGCCAAAGCUUAUGACGAAGGUCUUAGCUCAUUUGCUCAAUCUUAUGGCGGUAUCCGCUUGCCAGAUUCUUCUGAUGAACGCCCUCUUGAAGAGUGGGAACGCAUCUUCCUGGAUACAAAGGUCGCUUUUCUGGAUACCUUCCAUGUCCUGCUCCGUGCACUCUUUGAUGACGUGGCUGCCGUUCCAUCCGCAGGGAGAGACCUUGCAUCACGUUGCGAACCUGCGUUCGAGGUCAUAUUCGCAUUGCUGGAUCUUCCUUCAUUCCAAGGCGAAUCGACCAGUAGUUCGACGGAGCCAAUACCAUUCCUUAAUCAGUCACUACUAGCUGACUAUCAGCAUGCAUAUGACCUUUCGCGAACCUUUGUAUCUGUCCUGCGCAAAGCGGACGGCGAAAGGACGCAGUUACUCGAACAUGCUCUACGAUCGUUAGACAAUGCAUCCGACACGACAAACCCCGGAGCAUUAAAAUUCAUCGUUCGUUCUUCAGGCAUUCCAGCUGGCAUUGAUCACAAAGGAAAAGGUCCGAGUCGUUAUACAGCCGAUGCGAAAGGCAAGGGCAAAGCGGUGAUUACCCGGCCAGUCGCAGAAGACAAUCCUCAGCUCGACGCCGCCGUUUCUCAAGUCCUGGAUAUUCUCCCCGAUCAACCUGCACCUUACAUCCGAUACUUACUCGGACACCCUGAUUACCCAUACAAGGGGAAUGCUGAGCGAUUGAUUGAGGCAAUAUUCGAGGGCGGAGCUCCUUCUGUGGAGGAAGUUGAUGCUGCCAUGGCUCGGGAGACAGCUGAGCAAGUUUCUGAGGUAGUUCAUCCGGCUGAAGAAGAAGAGUAUCAAUACACCAAGGAUCGACAGAAUGUGUUCGAUGAAGAGCAAAUGGACUUGUCUCAAGUCAGGUUUGGCAAGAAAACGGAGGACUUGGGUAUUGUAAUUCAAGACCGCGCUGUCAUGGACCAGAUGAAAGCAGACAUCCUUCGGCGAGCGGAAGAAGCCAUGUAUAGCGACGAGGAGGAGGAUGUCGAUCCAUACGCGGAUAAGGAUAGGAAGAAAGGUAAAGACGUUGCUUUCGAGGAUGAACUCGAUGAGGGCGGCGGCGUCAAGGUUCGUGACGGUGAACCCACUGACGAUGAGGAAAGUAGUAAUGAGGGUGGAAGUGAUGAGGAAGAAGAUGGUGCUAAACGGCCUGAGACGAUCCUGGAACUUGCCUACAUCCGAGAUCCAAAGCUAUUCGACAGAGAUGGACAGACCAGAAGGAGCAAGGCAAGGGCAGAUCUCAAGGCGCAAACUGGUUGGAGUGACGAGCAAAUUGAAGGAUGGAGAAUCAUGCUCGAACGCAACCCUAAGAAAGACAGUAUCCUUCGAAAGCACGAGUUUGCGGGAAACCAACCUGGCCUUCCAGUCCCCGGAACCGCUGGCUCAUCUCAGCACCGUGGCCGUGGCCGUGGUCGAGGCGGAGCACGCGGUGCGGGAAGAGGACGCGGUCGGGGCGGACAUCAUGGAGAAGGUGCUAGUGGAGGAGGUCGGGCCGAGGGCGGCGGUGCUCGCGACAGAGCUUGGAAAGAUAAGCACAAGGCCAGUCGAGGAAAUCAUAGUAGGAAAGCAGGUCACGAUAAGAAGAUGGCUCGAGCAGGAGGUCCGCCAUCUUGAGUCUGAUGUUCUGUAUCAUGGUUGGAAUAAAUUAGCUGCUCCCUACAUACAUAACGUGUACCUCCGAGCAAAGCAAAACAAUGCUGGAUACUAGGUGGUUAAUCCGACUUAGGUUUUUCGGCCGUCUUUUCACCCGCUGCAACCUGCUCACGACGAGCUCGCCUCCAGGCCAGGAGUUCCCUAAUCACAGCAGCAACGAGGGGCGCAGCAACUGACGCAAACAAAGGAGUGUAAACUGCGUACUUAUGCUCCGCGGGGAAGUAGAGCAAUCCGAGAUUAUUAGGGUUGAAGAAGGCCCUUGAAGAUAGUUUCAACGCCUCGGCGGAAUACUGGAGUGCGCGGGCAGCGGAAGAAGACCCAACUUCGAACGCCUAAAUGACGAAAAUUGAGAACAAUGAGGGUCGAGGUCACAACGAGCGCAUUGACUAUGCGUACCCGCUCCAGAGCGUCCAAAGCACUCUGUACAUCACCUUUGACAUCUUUCCCAACUGGCAUAUUCUGAAUCUGGUUCACCAACUUGACGAUACUUUCCAACGUUUCCUGACUAUCCUUGACAUUCUCCCCCGUACGUUGACGAAUGAGUGCGUCUAGCUGCCAAUCCGAGAACGAUUCAGGGUGAUCCGAUUUGAUAUCUGCUGGUGGCAAUUCUGGCACUCCGAGAAGUGCCAAAAGUUGCGCUCGGAAAGUUUCAAAGGGCCGUUUGAGGGCAGCGGAGGACAGGUGGGGAAGAGGGCGGUUCACGAUGACGAUGCCACCCCAUUGAGGAAGAAUGAACGCGUUUGAGUCCGAUGGUUUGCCUGUAUGACAGAUGAGGUGUAAGGCUUGAGAAGACGGAAACAGAGGUGCAAGUGACCUGCCUUCGUUAUCUAGGAUAUGUAGUGGCGUGUGGUUCGCUGAUGGAACGAAAAGCACGAAAUGAAGCACUGGAUCAUUGGAAACGCUAGAUGCUACGUUCAAGUGUAAGUUCAAUGUUGAACGGGAAUCAAUGGCUAUACUACUUACACAACGUCCAUUCUGCCGAGUUAACGAAGACAGUGAGGUCUUCGUGUGUUAGUCCGUGUACCGUUUUGCCCUCAUGCUCGACGGUCUUCGGUGCGA
This is a messenger RNA of Somion occarium, 3643 nucleotides long. The record is from the annotation of a GenBank genome assembly. NCBI's taxonomy places the organism in Eukaryota, Fungi, Basidiomycota, Agaricomycetes, Polyporales, Cerrenaceae.